AUGGCAGGGGUGCAAGAUGCCUGUGAUUUGUGCGAGACUGCUGUUAAUGAUGACGACAUCCCUUUACAAGAGCCAUUUCGCCUAACAAUCGACAUCAAAGCCACCCUGGUCAACAAACCACUCACAAAGGAAGAUAAGAAAAUCCGGAAGACUGCCAGGGAGGAUAAAAUUGAAGAGCUGACCAAAAAGGUUUCAGCCUUGCGAAACGCUGGAGGAGGGGCUUUGUUCGUUCAUCUGCAAGGUCUGUCACCCAAUGAUCGCUGUCUCGGGCUCUUUAACGAAUAUGUCGAUGACACGUUAACAAAACUGAUCGAAGACGGAGUUCUGUUUGUCGACACAUACACCAAAAUCUGGCUGAGUGAACACACGACGAGUGAAGGAUACCAAGAGUAUUUGCUGCUUAUUGUUAAGUCAUCCCCUUCUUUGACCACAGCAGAUUUCAAAACCAAGGUGAAGGAAAGCGUGUGUACCAUGGCCGGUGUUGCCUAUAUGAAAGAACCACGAAACACAGAAGUUGUUGUUUCAUGGCCAAGUAACUCCCCACUUCUUCCGAGGGUCAGACUGCAAGAGAAACUAUUUGAAGCAAUCCAGACGCAUGUCCUCACUUCUGGUAAGCUGUCGGUAUAUCCACCAAAGACUGCACGCACCAUGUCAGACAUCCUAUACCAGAGAAUUCAGAUUCAUGGAAAACAUUUCGAAGGAGGAUUGUCUUUUGUGACAAGAUCACUAGCAGUGGUGUUGAAUCUUCCGAAGGUUGAUAUUCCAGAUGGAGUGAUAUCGGAAGUAUUCUAUGUUCUUCCAGAUCGUCCAUCAAUGAUCCUCUGCUUUGUGUGUGAGAAAAGAGACGAUCUCGGGAAAUAUGUUCUCCGUCUUGCCCGGAGAGCAAUAAAUCAAAUCCGGAAGUAUACAGAUGAACAUUUCAGCGCAGUCUAUGGUCUCCUGGACCCUGGUGAUUUAGAAUCAGACAACCUAUUCGCUGAUGUCUUGAGGUCGAUUGAAGACAAAACCUCUGCUUUAUGCAGCUUGCAUGCACUUAGCAUGAACAAUGUGAAAUGUAUGAACAUAAUACGUGCCUUUCUUGCUGCAGUAGCAGUUACUGAUCUCACAGAAGGACACAGCAUGAAACCGGAACUGCGCUUACUGUCCAAACAACAGUUCUGCAAUUUGGUGGAAAACAUUGAUAAGGACAUGGUAGUGAUUGACAAGGCCACAAGUACAGAAGCAGAUGGAUGUUCAGAGAUACUUAUGAUCGAAGUUGCAAGGAGGCUAGAGAAGAGGGGACCAACCAUCCUUCUUGUCCAGGAGGACCUCAAGAUAAAGCUGCAAGAACAACAUGCAGACAUUGUGUCUCAUAUACUUGCUUCUGACGAACUGGAAGACGUUUCUAGAGAUAACUAUCCUAACAUACAACACAUCGUCGCAGCCAAUAUGAAAAAUGAAUGACAUCAAGAAACUUCAACCAGACCAUGAAAGAAGUGGACAAACUGUCAUUUGGCUUUUCCACAAUUCUGAGGAACUCAGUUUUUCUGGAGAAACAUCUACUUAUGAAAGUGCUGAUGACAUGAGCCAUUCUAGAAAUGAGGAUGGGUACUGGUCGGAGGUGACUGAAUCUGAUGAUGACGACAUGGAGGCAAUACAAUCAAGUGAUGAUGCAAGGGAAGCAGGUGAAAUACAGCUGCAAGAUAAGUCCAGAGAUGACAGUCUACGUGGUAGGACUAUUUCCGAAUAAGCUUUGUCU
Haliotis rubra (blacklip abalone) is the source of this 1738-nucleotide messenger RNA. RefSeq lists its product as uncharacterized. The coding region runs from base 1 to 1443 and encodes 480 amino acids. Lineage: Eukaryota; Metazoa; Mollusca; Gastropoda; Lepetellida; Haliotidae. The transcript has 7 exons. The record is from RefSeq and is a predicted model, not a curated record.